Molecule: messenger RNA, 1017 nt
Organism: Cyclocybe aegerita
Lineage: Eukaryota; Fungi; Basidiomycota; Agaricomycetes; Agaricales; Hemipholiotaceae
Source: the annotation of a GenBank genome assembly
AUGGUUUCGGGCUCAACGCAGCCACCCCAAUCGACCAUUCCCAUCUUCACGGCCAUCGCAGACUACCGAACAUGGAGGAAGCAGGCGUUCAAAGAAGGCAAGUCGGUAGGCUUCGUCCCAACGAUGGGAGCCCUACACGAAGGACACCUCUCUCUAGUCCGCAAAUCCCUCGCCGAGAACGACCUCACCGUCGUCUCCAUCUUCGUCAACCCGGCCCAGUUCGCACCGCACGAAGACCUCGCGACGUACCCGCGCACCCUCCCGCAUGACCUCGAGCUGCUAGAGGCCGAAGCCGUCCCCGCAUCCACGGCCCCAUCGACGCUCCGUACGCCCUCGGCAGUCUUCGCGCCGACCGUCUCGGAGAUGUAUCCUUCAGGGAUCGUCCAAAACGUCGCGGAGCAGAAGGGGACGUUCGUCGAGGUGAAGGGGUACGGGCACCAGAUGGAGGGCGUGAGCCGCCCGACGUUCUUUAGGGGUGUGGCGACAGUGGUCACGAAGCUGUUUAAUGCCGUCCAGCCCACACAGGCGUACUUCGGCCAAAAAGACAUACAACAAGCCCUCCUCCUAAAACGCCUUUGUCGCGACCUCCUCCUGCCCCACCCCGAAUCUCAAAACCUGCACAUCAUCCCAACAGCCCGCGAUCCCACGGACGGGCUAGCACUUUCCUCACGAAACGCGUACCUCACGCCUCAAGGACGCGCCGUUGCAUCCACCCUCAGGCUCGCCCUACAAGCAGCUGAGUCUGCCUGGGCUGUGGGUUUGUCCAAGGAAGCGUGCAUAGAAAAGGCGAUUGGUGUCGUUAAGGCGAAAGGAAAGGAGGUGGAGGAGAAGGGGUUGGCAGUCAGCAUGAAGCUGGAUUAUCUCCAGAUGAACGAUGCGCAUACGUUUGAUGUGCUGGAUCCGGAGGUGAAGAGGGGCCAGACUGAGUUGGUCAUCUUGAGUGGUGCGUUGUACGUCGACAAAACACGUCUGAUAGAUAAUAUUCUAUUGGGCGACACGAGCAAUGUUCUUGGGUAG